AAGCCAUCAGACGGUAUUUGGCGCCGUAUUGCCUGAAUUCCCAAUAGCUCGUACCAUCUCCUCCUUCUUUGGGUUUUACUCUUUCUCGGAGGGUUUUAGACAGAAAAAAAAUCCGAAUAUCAUCAGAGCACAGAUCGAAAUAUCGCCAUGGACGUUAUCAAGACGCAGCAAGUAUCAGCGAGGCUCAUCGAGAAGGUGAUAGUUCACCCACUCGUUCUGCUCAGCAUCGUCGACAACUACAACCGAGUCGCCAAGGACACUCGCAAGCGAGUCGUCGGCGUUCUACUCGGAAGCACUUACAAAGGCGUCGUCGACGUCUCCAACAGCUACGCAGUGCCCUUUGAAGAAGAUGAUAGAGACCCUAGCAUUUGGUUUCUUGACCACAACUACCAUGAAGCGAUGUUCUCUAUGUUCAAGAGGAUCAAUGCCAAGGAGCACGUCGUAGGUUGGUAUAGCACUGGGCCGAAACUACGGGAGAAUGAUCUGGAUAUUCACAGUUUAUUCCACAACUAUGUACCAAAUCCAGUCCUGGUCAUUAUUGAUGUCCAGCCUAAGGAGCUGGGAAUACCCACCAAAGCCUACUAUGAUGUCGAAGAAGUUAAAGAGAAUGCAACUCAGAAAAGCCAGAAGAUUUUUGUCCACGUGCCCUCUGAAAUUGCGGCUCAUGAGGUUGAGGAAAUUGGAGUGGAACACUUACUAAGGGAUGUGAAGGAUACAACCAUCAGCACCCUUGCAAAUGAGGUUACUGGAAAACUUACCGCUCUAAAGGGUUUGGAUGCACGGUUACGAGAAAUACGCAGUUACCUAGAUCUUGUCAUUGAUGAGAAGCUUCCACUAAAUCAUGAGAUACUUUACCAUUUGCAGGAUGUAUUCAAUCUACUUCCAAAUCUCAAUGUGGCAGAGUUGGUCAAGGGGUUUUCAGUAAAAACAAAUGACAUGAUGUUGGUUAUAUAUCUUUCAUCUCUCAUCCGAAGCGUCAUUGCCCUCCACAACUUGAUCAAUAACAAGAUGCUAAACAAAGAACACGAGAAAGCUGAGGAUGCAAAGCCAGCAACGGCCCCAUCUGUCGCUGGAAGCUGAAAACCAUUAUUUGCUGGUGAUUGGGGUUUCAGCGGUUGUGAACAGUGCUCUAAGCUUUCGUCUUGUAGCCAAUUUGAUCUGCCACUUUUGAGGCCUUUAUUGAAGAUUUUGUAUUCUCAAUAUUGACAGGAUUUGCAGGUUGAGAUAUCUUUGUCAUUGAUUUGUUAUAUGAUAUCGGAAAAGUUUUAGA
Messenger RNA from Prunus mume (Japanese apricot), 1270 nucleotides. The record is from RefSeq and is a predicted model, not a curated record. NCBI's taxonomy places the organism in Eukaryota, Viridiplantae, Streptophyta, Magnoliopsida, Rosales, Rosaceae.